Lathyrus sativus (Indian pea) is the source of this 1740-nucleotide messenger RNA. The record is from the annotation of a GenBank genome assembly. Lineage: Eukaryota; Viridiplantae; Streptophyta; Magnoliopsida; Fabales; Fabaceae.
AUGAAGUUCAUGAAACUUGGGACGAAGUCGGAUACUUUCUACACCGAACAAGCUACCAGAACAUUGACAUCAGAUAUAGCCUCGGAUCUUGUGAUACAAAUCAACGAUGUUAGUUAUCUUCUACAUCGGUUUGCGCUUCUUCCGAAAUGUGGCCUCCUACAAAGGCUUUGUUACGAAUCUAGUGACGCGGAGAGUGUUAGUGUGGAGCUUCAUGAUAUACCUGGAGGGGAAGAUGCUUUUGAACUUUGUGCUAAGUUUUGUUAUGGAAUUUCGAUCAACAUUAGUGCUCAUAACUUUGUAUCUGCAUUUUGUGCUGCCAAGUUCCUUAGAAUGAACGAAUCCGUUGAGAAGGGAAAUUUCGUAGGAAAACUUGAGUCUUUCUUCAAUUCAUGCAUUCUUGAAAGCUGGAAGGAUCCCAUUGCAACUCUUCAGAGUACUGCUACGUUGCCCGAGUGGUCCGAGAAUCUCGGUGUCGUAAGAAAAUGCAUUGAUUCCAUCAUUGAGAAAAUUCUCACACCCUCACAACAGGUGAAAUGGUCCUUCACCUACACCAGACCCGGUUACUCGAAAAAACAGCAUCAUUCUGUCCCAAAGGAUUGGUGGACUGAGGAUGUUUCUGAUCUCGACAUCGAUCUUUUCAGAUGCAUAAUAAUGGCUAUUCGAUCAACCUACGUUCUUCCCCCGCAGCUUAUCGGCGAAGCUUUGCAUGUCUACGCGUGCCGGUGGCUACCCGGAAUCACAAAGCUGAAUAAAAGUUCAGGCAGUUCAGCCUCUCAAACAGAAGAAUCUAAGCUGAAAAAUAGAAAAAUCCUUGAAACAAUCGUAAGCAUGAUUCCUGCAGAUAGAGGUUCUGUUUCAGUUGGAUUCUUGUUUCGACUUCUCAGCAUUUCAAUCCAUUUGAACGCCUCGUCGGUGAUAAAGACGGAACUAAUAAGACGGGCUAGCUUACAGUUUGAGGAGGCCACAGUGAGUGACCUUCUUUAUCCGUCAAAAUCAUCUUGUGAUCAGAAUUAUUAUGAUAUAGAAUUAGUUCUAGCAGUGUUGGAAACUUUCCUAAAGCUUUGGAAAAGAAUGUCCCCCGGUGCGGUCGAUAACAGCUACUUUUUGAGAUCAAUCAGAAACGUUGGAAAACUCAUAGAUUCCUAUCUUCAAGUGGUUGCAAGAGAUGAUAAUAUGCAAGUCUCAAAGUUUGUUUCUCUCGCCGAAACCGUGCCGAGCAUCGCUCGAGUUGACCACAAUGAUCUAUACAAGGCAAUUGACAUCUACCUUAAGGUACAUCCUGAUUUGAGUAAAGCAGAAAAGAAGAGACUAUGUGGGAUUCUAGAUUGCCAAAAACUGACGCCAGAAGUGCGCGGCCAUGCUGUAAAAAACGAGCUUCUGCCAUUAAGAACUGUGGUGCAGCUUCUGUACUUUGAACAAGAGAAAGAAUCCAUGGCAAACAAGAAUCAGAAAGUGUUAAAACAACAUGAGAUAAUUGUAGGAGCAAAACAAAGAACAACUACAAAGGAUAGCCAAAGCAAGCAAUCAUUAGGAGGAGAAAAAGAUGAGCAGAGAAAUAAAAGAAUGGAUGGAAGUUUGGCAUUAGAGAUGGAAAAAAAGAUGGUAAUAAGAGGAAGAGAGAUUGAAGAGAAAGAUGAAAGUAGUUCAAGCUAUAAGUUGGAAGUUGAUCCUAAAAAUAGGAUAAGAAGGGCAAGAAGUAAAUCAGAACAUAGCAUGAAAAGAGCAGAUAGAGAAAAAUAA